Molecule: messenger RNA, 1596 nt
Organism: Drosophila santomea
Lineage: Eukaryota; Metazoa; Arthropoda; Insecta; Diptera; Drosophilidae
Product: putative RNA-binding protein Luc7-like 1
Exons: 1
Coding region: 176-1438 (420 amino acids)
Biological process (GO): mRNA splice site recognition
Cellular component (GO): U1 snRNP; U2-type prespliceosome
Molecular function (GO): mRNA binding
Source: RefSeq, a predicted model, not a curated record
CCCCAUUUUAGAACAUCCGCACGCACACACGCACACAGAAUUUUCCUAGGUGAUAAAAAAGUGAGUGAAAAUUGAGGAUUUCUACACGCAUCGCACGCUAUCGGUCACAAAGUCACCGAGAUAGCUGUCACUGCCACCGCCGCAGCACUUUUCACGCGCUCCUGGCCAGAAGGAAAUGAGCGCGCCGAGUAACAAAAUGUCGGCCACCGAUCAGAUGCGAGCAAUGCUGGACCAGCUAAUGGGCACCACACGGAAUGGGGACGAGCGCCAGCUAAAAUUCUCGGACACCAGAGUCUGCAAAUCCUUCCUGCUCGACUGCUGCCCGCACGACAUCCUGGCGUCCACGCGCAUGGAUCUCGGUGAGUGUCCCAAAGUGCAUGACCUGGCUUUCCGCGCAGAUUACGAAAGUGCCGCCAAGUCGCGCGACUACUACUACGACAUCGAGGCCAUGGAGCACCUGCAGGCCUUUAUCGCAGACUGCGAUCGACGCACCGACUCCGCUAAGCAACGGUUGAAAGAGACCCAGGAAGAACUGACUGCCGAGGUGGCCGAGAAGGCCAAUGCUGUCCAUGGCCUUGCCGAGGAGAUUGGCAAGAAGUUGGCCAAGGCCGAGGCGCUCGGCGAGGCCGGCGAAGUGGAGGACAGCAUGGAGCUGAUGAAGGAGAUCGAGGAGCUACGUGCUAAGAAGAUCAAGGCCGAGCACGAAUACCGAACCUCUAUGCCCGCAUCCACCUACCAGCAACAGAAGUUGCGCGUCUGCGAGGUCUGCUCCGCCUAUCUCGGUAUUCACGACAACGACAUCCGGCUGGCGGACCACUUUGGUGGUAAGUUACAUCUCGGAUUCCUCACCAUCAGAGAGAAGCUGAUCGAACUGGAGAAGACGGCGGCGCCGCGGAAAGCGGAGCUCAAGCGGACGGGUAAGAUGACGGAUCGCGACGACGAGGGCCGUGGACGCAAUCGCUACUUUGUAGGUGGUCGUGAACUAGACCGCCGCUCUCGCGUACAUCGUUCUCGCUCCAGAGAACGACAGCGCAACCGAGAUGGAGAGCGCGAACGACCCAACAACGGACGCGCAACUGAGGAGAAGAGCAGUGAGCGACCCAAGGAAGCGGCGGAUGUUCCAGAGCGUGCCGAAAGAGCUGCAGAUCGUGGAGGCCGGCGAGAUGAUAGAGACAACCACGGCAGAGAUCAUCGCGAACGGGAACGCGAUGGCAGACGAGAUCGGGAGCGACAUGGACGCAACGACAGAGGACGCUUUGGUGACAGAGGCGGCGGAGGAGGAGGCGCUGGUCAUCACCGGGACGACAGACGCCGCUCAAGGUCCAGGGAACGCUCGCCAAGGGAACGCCGCAACUUCAACCACUUUAGGGAUGGCGGUAGCGGCGGAAAUGGCCAGCGCAGACGCUCCUACUCCCGUGAACGCUACUCCCGCCGCUAGGCUAGAAUCCCGCCCAGCGCACGUACGUAGCAUUAAUCACAUGAACUAUAAUGCCACCACAAAUUGAACUACUGAAAACAACAGGAAGCGAAUAUUCUUAGCGUAACCAAUAAAGCAACCUAGAGCCACACUUUCGACGCUCCAAUGUGAAGAUACAA